CCCCCCGAGGGGGCGUGGCCUGGCGGCGGGCUGACACCAACAUGGCGGCGGGCGGCGGGCGGCGGCGCGGGGGGACCGGGAGUAACACCGGGACCGGGAGCAGCACCGGGACCGGCCGCAGCUCGGCAGCGUCGCCGCCUCCUCUCCUCCCCCCCCUCCUCCUCCUCCUCGCCCUCCCCGGUGGCAGCGCGGUGGGCGGCGGGGACAGCGUGAUCCUGGGCAUGAGGUUGGAGGAGAGCACCAAACCGGCGGCUCCAACGCGAGGCCCGAUCCGUGUGACCGAGGGCAGCGAGCUGCUGCUCCGCCUCUACGGCUUCGGGCUGGGACCGGGCACCGGGCAGCGAGUGGCCUUCGCCGAGCUGAGACCGGUCGGUAACGCCUCCAUCCACAACGGGACGUGCCCGGAGCGCUCGCAGGAUCUGGUGGUUCAAGGCCUGGUGGGCACCGAACAAACCGGGGGAGACACGGGGGGAGACACCGGGGGCACCGAGGACACGUCGGCGUUGCUUCGUGUCCGGGUUCAGCCCCUACGGAAGGACGAACAGGCCAAGACCUACGUGCUGUGCACGCAGCGCCGGCCCGGGCUGCCAUGGCUGCUGCACCGAGGAGCCGACGGCCACAUCGUGGUGGUGGAGGAGAAGAAAUCGCUGCUGCCCCUUUGGCUGCAGGUGAUUCUGAUCGUGGGGUUGUUGGUUCUGUCGGGGAUUUUCAGCGGGCUCAAUUUGGGGUUGAUGGCGUUGGACCCCAUGGAGCUGCGCAUCGUACAGAACUGCGGCACCGACAAAGAGAAACGAUACGCCAGGAAGAUCGAACCCAUCCGGAGGAAAGGGAAUUACCUGCUGUGUUCAUUGCUGCUGGGUAAUGUAUUGGUUAAUACCACCCUCACCAUCCUCCUGGACGAUCUCAUCGGGUCCGGGAUCGGAGCCGUGGCGGCUUCUACCAUCGGGAUCGUGAUCUUUGGGGAGAUCGUCCCCCAGGCGCUUUGUUCACGUCACGGUUUGGCCGUCGGAGCCAACACCAUCGUGCUCACCAAGAUCUUCAUGCUGGUCACGUUCCCCCUUUCGUACCCCAUUAGUAAACUGCUGGAUUUCAUCCUUGGCCAAGAGAUCGGCACCGUGUACAACAGGGAGAAGCUGGUGGAGAUGCUGAAGGUGACGGAGCCUUAUAAUGAUUUAGUGAGGGAGGAGCUGAAUAUGAUCCAAGGGGCUUUGGAACUGCGCACCAAAACAGUGGAGGAUGUGAUGACCCCAUUGAGGAACUGCUUCAUGAUCAGCAGCGACGCCAUCCUGGACUUCAACACUAUGUCUGAGAUCAUGGAGAGCGGCUACACCCGCAUCCCCGUCUAUGAGGAGGACCGAUCCAACAUCGUGGACCUGCUCUUUGUCAAGGACCUGGCCUUUGUUGACCCCGAUGACUGCACCCCGCUGAAGACCAUCACCCGCUUCUACAACCACCCGCUGCACUUUGUCUUCAAUGACACCAAGCUGGACGCCAUGCUGGAGGAGUUCAAGAAGGGCAAGUCUCACCUGGCUAUAGUACAAAGAGUAAACAAUGAAGGAGAAGGGGAUCCUUUUUAUGAAGUCCUGGGAAUUGUCACUUUAGAAGAUGUGAUUGAAGAGAUCAUCAAGUCAGAGAUCCUGGAUGAGACGGAUGCUUUUGCAGCCGAAGAAAAUCGCAGCAAGAAGAGGACGGGCAACCAGAAAGGCAAGAGGGAUUUCUCAGCCUUCAAGGACCCCGUCAAUGAGCAGAAGGUGAAGGUGUCCCCACAGCUGCUGCUGGCUGCUCACCGCUUCCUCUCCACGGAGGUGACGCUCUUCACACCCAACUUCAUCUCCGAGAAGAUCCUGCUGAGGCUGCUCAAAUACUCCGACGUCAUCCAGGAGCUCAAGUUUGAUGAGGAGAACAAAAGGUCCCCGCAUCACUUCCUCUACACCAAGAACAAGGCGGCCGACUACUUCAUCCUCAUCCUGCAGGGCAAGGUGGAGGUGGAGGCUGGCAAGGAGUGCAUGAAGUUUGAAGCAGGAGCCUUCUCCUACUAUGGGGUGAUGGCCAUCAGCCCCCCUCCUGUUUCAGAGACCCGCUCCCCAUCCCACGUCAGCGGCCUGAACCGCUCGGCUUCUCUUUGCCACGAACGCUCCGACUCCGUUUCAUCCCCCGUCGGCGGCAGCAACAACCAGCUCAGCCCCGCGGCUCCGUACGUGGCCGACUUCAGCGUCCGCGCUCUCACUGACCUGCAGUUCGUUAAGAUCACGAGGCAGGAGUAUCAGAACGGCCUGACCACGUCCCGCAUGGACAGUUGUCCCCAGUCUCCGGACAGCGGAUCUCCCAAACCCGAUGGACCAGAGAAAACGGAGCCGGCGGAUGAAACCACGAGUCUGUUGAACGAGAGGAACUGCCUGGGCCGCCGCAGCACCCACGGCCCCAUCGAGAACUCCAUGUGAGCCGCCCGUGGGUCGGGGCCGAGCUCCGCAUACGGUUCCAAUGGGAGCAGCCACGAUGAUGAUGGAGGAGGGACAAGGCCCAGGACGGGCCGGCAGGACGCGGAGCCGGAGGGUCCCCAUGUGUGUGAGGCUGAAUCCUCCGCUCGCUGCAGCUCAGGGAGUUCAGGUCCCGCAGGCCGGGGCCUCCUCCUGCCCUCAGACCCAGCGCCGCCAUCUUUGCUUCCUUCUUCCCCCUCCAUCAUCCACCUCCACCCCUCCCCAGCCGCCCCCCCCCCAAACAUGAUGGAAGCGAAUUGAGGAGGGGGGGGGUGUCGAUGUGACUCAGGGAAGUGCUGCAGCCCCGGGGUGGGGGCUCGGGGGGGGCACAAAGCUCACACAGCUCGAGACCAAAGGACGGCAAUG
Messenger RNA from Coturnix japonica (Japanese quail), 2843 nucleotides. RefSeq names its product cyclin and CBS domain divalent metal cation transport mediator 4 (gene CNNM4). Gene Ontology annotation, cellular component: plasma membrane. Gene Ontology annotation, biological process: magnesium ion homeostasis; magnesium ion transport. The record is from RefSeq and is a predicted model, not a curated record. Lineage: Eukaryota; Metazoa; Chordata; Aves; Galliformes; Phasianidae. Gene Ontology annotation, molecular function: sodium ion transmembrane transporter activity; magnesium ion transmembrane transporter activity.